Molecule: messenger RNA, 813 nt
Organism: Postia placenta MAD-698-R-SB12
Lineage: Eukaryota; Fungi; Basidiomycota; Agaricomycetes; Polyporales; Adustoporiaceae
Exons: 1
Coding region: 1-813 (270 amino acids)
Source: RefSeq, a predicted model, not a curated record
AUGCAGCCCACUCGCCCUGAUUCCACUAGCCGCACAGCUGGAAACGAACGCGAACAAGAACAUGGACAGGGGCGCAAGUCGCAGGUCAGGACAAACAAUGGUGAAGCUACUCAGCAGGCGCAGUCGCAUGAUUCCGGAGGAGUGACCGCACACCGACAAGAGAAUCGCGGAGGAAAUGGACGUGUUACGCGGGGACGCUUUGAGGACAUGGACCGCGAAUCGCUGAUGAAGGAGAUACGCAAGUUACGGAGGGGUUACAAGGAUGCGCACCAGAAGCUCGAGGAAGUAACUGGGCAGGUGGGGGGGCUGCAGCGAUCGCUUGCGGAGGCGGAGAACAAACUCACGGUCACAGCGACGUUGUUGGACGAGAGGACAGCCACCCUUCGCGCUACUGAGACGCUCCUCACGAAGAACGAUCAGUAUUCGGACGCCGACGUUUUGCGACUCGUGAAUGAGCUGAACGACCACAUCCUACAAGCGUCCGCACAGAUCGCAGAUGCAAGGAUCAGGCUCUCCCCUCAGACUUCACGCCAUCAAGGAGAUAUCGAUGAAGCAAAACAGAGAAUCGAGUCCUCUGUCGGAGCGAAGAUGGUCCAGCUCCUGCAGUCACGUCUCCAUGACAGGCCAUCCGUCCUCCAGAUGGCGUUUCAAGCUUGCAUCGUGUUUUGCGCAAGUAGAAUCAUUAAAGCUUGGGUAUUUCAACACUUCGGUGAUCGUAAGAUAUUCGACGAGGUCCACAAGAGGAUUCACGCAAAUGGUGAGUGGUAUCGCAGCGACAAAGGAAGGAAAACGCUGAGUUUAAAGGGUGAUUAG